ACAAGUGGGACGAGCGAUGGAGCGAGCGCAGAUGAGCCGCACCGAGCCCCGGCAAGCGCACGCACUUUGAUUGAUCGCUAAUUGCGUACGUCAUUAAUAGCUGUCGCUGGCAUACAUUGCGUCAUCUUAUUUCCCUAAGAGUUGAGCACGUGAGCUGCGUGUGACUUCCAAGAAUGCCGUGGGACGAAAGUGGUGCCAAAAGCAGGUAAGCAUGGCGACGGGACGUGGUGGUUGCGGCAGGGCGCACAAGGACGCGGGCGAGGGUCUAGUGCACGUGAACGUGGGCGGGGUGAGGCACAGCCUCCGCUGCGGCGCGCUCAACAAGUUUCCCGACACCAGGCUGGGAAAACUGCUGGAGUGCCGCUCGGAAGAGGACAUCCUGCAGGUGUGCGAUGACUACGACGUGCGGCGGAAGGAAUUUUACUUUGACAGGAAUCCCGGCUUGUUCCCGUACGUGUUGCACUUCUAUCAGACGGGAAAACUUCACGUCAUGGAGGAGCUGUGCGUCUUCUCAUUCAGUCAGGAGAUGGAGUACUGGGGCAUCGAAGAGUUCUUCCUGGACUCGUGCUGCAGUUUUCGUUAUCACGAGCGCAAGCUGGGAAGCCGCUGCCGCCGCCGCCGCCGGACCAGCUGGGACGACGAUAGCGACGACGGCGGUGCCGGUGGGCGCGCCGAGCACGACGACAUACGCCGACUGCGCACGGAGCUGCAGCACUUUGACGAGGUGCGGUACGGCGGCGCCCGCCAGCGUCUGUGGCUGACGCUGGAGAAUCCGGGCUACUCGCUUCCCAGCAAGCUGUUCAGCGUGGCCUCGGUGGGUGUGGUGCUGGCCUCCCUGAUCGUCAUGUGCGUCAAAAGCCUUCCCGAAUAUCAGACUUUGGACCAGGACGGCAACUUGAUUGAGGAGCCCGCCGUCGACGUGGUGGAAGCGCUGAGCACGUGCUGGUUCACCUUGGAGGUGAUGCUGCGCUUCCUGCUGGCUCCCAACAGGAAGCGGUUUUUGCGCCAGCCUCUCAACGUGAUCGACGUGGCGUCCGUCUUUCCCGUCUACGUGACGCUCAUAUGUGAUUGGGCGCUGGGCGCCCAAUCAGAGCUGGGAGACUUGGGACGCGUGCUCCAGGUUUUGCGCCUGAUGCGGAUCUUCCGAGUUUUGAAGCUCGCUAGACACUCCACCGGCUUGCGCUCCCUGGGGGCCACGCUCAGGCACAGUUACCGUGAAGUGGGCAUCCUGUUGCUCUACUUGGCCGUGGGCGUGUCAGUCUUCUCCGGGAUGGCCUACAGCGCCGAGUACCAGCAGGACACGGGCCUGGACACCAUCCCGGCGUGCUGGUGGUGGGGCACGGUGAGCAUGACCACGGUGGGCUACGGCGACGUGGUGCCCGUCACGGCGGCCGGCAGGGUGGCGGCCGGCGGCUGCAUCCUGGGCGGCACCCUGGUGGUGGCGCUGCCCAUCACCCUCAUCUUCAACAAGUUCUCCCACUUCUACCGGCGUCAGAAGGCGCUCGAGGCGGCCGUACGAAAUCGCCACCCGGGGGGAGACGGCGGAGGGGCCGUGCUCAGCGGCGGCGAGUGGACGGCCACCUGCCCGCGGUGACUGAGCCACUUGCGACUAUAUCUGGGAUUUUUGAGUAUCAAAAUCAAAGCACACGUAUAAAAACGGACACUUUCUUGAAGAUGUCAACAUGUGGAAAAAAAAAGGAUGAGAUUUUUUGAUGAAAUCAAUAACUCAACGGUAUUUCGUCUUUUCCCAAUUCAGUGUACAAAGU
Hippocampus zosterae (dwarf seahorse) is the source of this 1766-nucleotide messenger RNA. Its product is annotated as potassium voltage-gated channel subfamily S member 2. Gene Ontology annotation, biological process: protein homooligomerization; potassium ion transmembrane transport; regulation of delayed rectifier potassium channel activity. Gene Ontology annotation, cellular component: voltage-gated potassium channel complex; membrane. The transcript has 10 exons. The coding region runs from base 212 to 1594 and encodes 460 amino acids. Lineage: Eukaryota; Metazoa; Chordata; Actinopteri; Syngnathiformes; Syngnathidae. Gene Ontology annotation, molecular function: delayed rectifier potassium channel activity; protein binding. The record is from RefSeq and is a predicted model, not a curated record.